Molecule: messenger RNA, 5503 nt
Organism: Phytophthora sojae
Lineage: Eukaryota; Oomycota; Peronosporomycetes; Peronosporales; Peronosporaceae
Exons: 9
Coding region: 124-5397 (1757 amino acids)
Source: RefSeq, a predicted model, not a curated record
UCGGCCAGCAGCAGCGGCUCGCUGGGCUUCAGUAUCCCUCUCGCAGCUAUCCACGCAAGCCCCAGCGCAGGGACCAAGCGCAACGGCGGCGAGUGCGAUCUCGCCCAAGCCAACAAGAAGCGCAUGCUCACGCCCCCGCCCUCCGUCGAGAACGACCUGGACUCGGCCUCGCCGCGCACGGACGCGAGCUGGCCGUCCGACGAGGAGCCCAACGAGCUGCUGCUGCUGGAGCUCAAGCGCCUGCGCACUAGUGCGGCGUUCCCGACCGAGGGUAUGAGUGCCGAAGCCAUCAAACAGCACAAGGCGCAGCGCCGGAGAGAGCAAGUGCGCGCGGCGUCGCGGCGAUGUCGCGACCGCCAGCGCAAGGAGACUGAGGACCUGCGCACCAAGGUCUUCCAGCUGGAAGAGUUCAUCGCGCACACGAUGCAGUCCCACGAGUGGGAGAUGCACCAGCAGCACGAGCGGAUCCAGGCGCUGCAGCACGAGAACCAACUGCUGGCUCAGCAGCUCGCAGCGGCGAAUGCAGCCACGGUUCGUGUUGAAGACAUCGAACCGGUGCCGCUUGGCACUACCGUCAAACUGGAAGACAGCCCGCUGCCCGAUGACCUCGUGCACUGCAUCACCGCCGACGUCCCGUCCCAGUGGAGUCGGGAACUUGUGUAUCAUGCAGUCGAGGACACGACUCGGCGACUCGUGACCAUGCUGGAGUCGGAUGUGGAGCCUGUCAAGUCCCCCGCUAUCUUCGGCUGGCAGUUCGACUUCUGGAGCGAAGGCGACAAGUACUUCGGACGCAACCGCAAGUUCUUCCCCGGUGUCACUGCACUGGAGCUGGGCAAGCGCAUGCAGAGUGUGGACCCACAACGAGUGCGGACGGCAAACCACACGCCAAAUUGCGCACUCCCACGCACAUUCACUCUCGACGCACCCAUGGACGAGACGCAGUCGCUGGUGGCGCCGCCCGCCGUGGACGUGAAGGCGGAGGCCGAGCCGGAGCCGCAUCUCGAGGCCGCGGCCAGCCCCACGGACGCCGACGCCGGCAAGAGCAAGAAGAAGAAGAAAAAGAAGAAGAAGAGUCGCCGCAAGAGCCUCGAGAGGACGCAGUCCGAGAUCGAGGAGGACGCGCAGCAGGAGCCCGAGACUCCAGAGCCGCAGGACGAGAAGGAGGAGGAGAACCAGGAGCCCUCUAUUGAGGGCACGAAUGACGCGCAGCAAGAGCAGGAGACCCCAGAACUUAAGGAGGUGAAGGACGAGGAGCCUCCUUCUACUGAGGCGAUCACAGCGCCCUCCACGGAGGAGAAGAAGGAGUCUAUGGAGCUCUCUAUUGAGGAGAAGAAGGAGACGCUGGAGGAGGAGCAGGACAACCAGGCCGCUGCCAGUGAGGACGAGCUGGCGCCGCCCGAGCUGGAGCGCACAUCGUCGCUGGACUCGAUCAAGGACACGGGCACGCGCGCGGUUGGAUCGCUCUUUUCGAGGUUCAAAGUGGGGCGCAAGAAGCCGCUGCCAAGUCGCACCGAGUCGGCGGCCAAGUUGGAACUCGUGAGUCCGUCGCCCGUCAAGACGGCGGUCAAGCGGCUGGAGGUGCCCGAGGAGAAGAGUCUGGACGACCUGCCGCUACGCACCAAGAGGGACUUUUUCGCAGACGGAGAGCAGAGCGUCCAUGUAAGCGCCGAGAAGGAGAAGUACGACACGUUGGAGAAGCAGAGGAAGGCUGAGAAGGAGGCGGAGGAAGCUGCCAAAGCCGCAAGGCAGUCGCCUCCCUCGAGUAGGAGGUCGAGUGAUCAGGUGGUAGCACAAGAUGAAGCUGCGACAGCAGAGGCAAGUGAAAAGGAGCUGGGUGACGCGUCCUCUGCAGCUCCGACCUCGCAGUCGUCGGACAAUGUGGAAAAGGAGGAGUCGCCUACUGCUUCGGAUGUUACCGAUGCUGCAUCACCAGUGGUGGCAGAAGAAAUGACACAUGAAGAUACUGGAGCUACUGCUGUCAAGGAGACUCAGCCCGUUUCGCUCCAGCUUGAUCUUGAUCUUGAGCCGGCUGGGGAGACAACCGAGACACCUCUUGACCAAGAAGAAUUACUAUCGGUCAAGGUUACCCCACCAACGUCAGAGCUACCGACAGAGAUGAGUAAUCCAGCAAAACCUGAAAGGAUGUCGCCUGUGAAGAGUCUCGCAAGCCGCUUUGAAGGCAAACGCGAACAAUCUCUAGACAGCCUGAAGUUCCGCACUGUGCGCGAGUUUUUCCCGGAAGAGCGGAGUAUUCGUGUGGGUGCCGAAAAGCAAAAGUACGAGGCUCAAGCUCAACAGCAGAAGCUCAAGGCCAAGGCUGAAGAAGAAGCAAAGUCGAAAUACAAGAUUGCAUCCAGCUUUAAAUCUCCUGGUAAGGAUGGUGCGUCGCCUGCCCCUUCGCCUGAGCUCAAGGCUACCGCUGUGAACGAUUCCGGAGUUGCAGUUAACCACUUCAACCUCAGCACUCCUGAUGCUGCUGGUAGCAGGAAGAAGUUCAGUUUCGACGACGGACAUGCUGCUAGUGAUUCCCCAGCUAAGUCUAGUGAUGGCGCCCCAGAAGCCGUGACACCCGUGAAGAGCAUUGCCAGUCGUUUCGAAGGCAAGCGUGAACAAUCCCUCGACAGUCUGAAGUUCCGUACUGUCCGUGAAUUCUUCCCCGAAGAGCGCAGCCGCAGUAUCCAUGUCGGUGCUGAGAAGGCUAAGUUUGAGGCUCUUACGAAGCAACAGGAGGAAGCAGCUAAGGAAGCAGAGAAGAUCAAGUUGAAACACGCUGCAUUGUCACCCAAUACCUCUUCGACAAAUGUCAAGAGUUCGGAAGCAGCACCGAAUGUCUCUCACGAAGACAAUCAAGUUCACGCUGGUGUGGGUCCAUUGGAGCUGAAGGAUAGUGCUGCUGUCGAACCAACAGAAGGAAAAACCGAAAUUGCUUCAGUUGUUGAGGCUACCAUUGAGCAGGAGGAGAUCGAGGCGUAUGUACCGAGUGCUGAGCAUGAACCUAAGGAGCUGGGUCGCAGUGACCCUGCCCAAUCUGAAGAAAACGACACAUCAAUUGGUGAUACUACGUUCGGGUCAGGAGUUGAGAAGAACAUGCCAAGCAGUGAUGACGAACCUGUUAACGUGGACAUCGGACAGCCUGCGCAACACGAGGACAACCAAACUUCAGUCGACGAAGAUAUCAUGGAGCAUGGUGUCGAGAAGGAAGCCACUGCAUCUGCCGAGCUGGGAAUUGAAGAGACUGCCCAACCCUUGGAGAAGCAGUUACACGUUGAGGCUGCUGCCAUCGAGCAGGAGAUUGCCAAGGAAACACCAAGCGCUGCUGACCAAUUGAUUGACCUGGGUCUUGACGAGUCAGUUCAACUCAAGUCGAUUCAAGCACUAGUGGAUGAGGUUACCGUUCAAGAUGAGGAGACUGAGCAAGUUGACAUCCAAUCUUCCGAGAAGGCCCUCGCAAGUCAACCAGAUAUUGCGAAGGACGAAUUGAGUGCUGAAAAUGGACUCGUUGAGUUGGACCUCGAUAAGUCUACAGUCGCCGAAGUGACAGCGGAACCCGAACAGGAGACGAAGUCGACGUCCCGUCCAAUGCUGACGACGGAGCGCUCGUUUGUACUUGAGGAUGACAACACAAUCGAAACUGAGGACACUGUCGUGGUGGGUGAGCGCCCAAUGACUGACAGUGAAGAUGAGUUUGGACCUCAGUCAUUGACGAAGACACGUCCUGCUGACGAGCUCAUAGGUGGGGUUUCCUCGUUUGAGGUGAAGCAGGAUUUGAGCUCCUCAAGCAAGACCUCGAUUCUUGCUUCGAAGGCAUCUCCGAAGCUAACUCGCAAGGUGUCAGCAGGAUCAGUUGGAUCUGCAAGAUCUUUGUCCUCAAAAACUACUGUCCCGGUCCCAAUGAAGCGUGCUUCGAUUACUGCGCCGACCGCAUCAUAUAUGGCAAAAAAAGGUGCCGACGCAGAAGAGCAACAACGGAAAGCGUCGCAACAAAUGAUGAAGAAAAACUCGGCGACUAAGCUGAAGGGAACAGUGAGUGACACUGGAUUCAUCAAGCCCCCGCCUACUGCCCCGGCUGUCCCUGUUCCAAUGAAGAGGGCCUUAAUCACGGCACCAACCGCGUCCUACAUGGCGAGAAAGGCUGCUGAAGCGGAGGAAGCACAUCGAGCAUCGCCUCCACCCAACCAGAUUUCAAAACAAAAGACUACAGCUGACCGGACCGGAUUCAAGCCUCCAGCGGCGGCAACUACAGUCCCCGUCCCUAUGAAGAGAGCGUCCGUCACAGCGCCUACGGCUUCAUGGCAGGCGAGGAACGUCCCGGGCAAAUCUGAAGCUAGCGAAUCUAACCCUACUGUAAGGAAUCACGCGUCAAAGCUGAAGGGUAAUGCAGGCCCGACUGUUCCCGUGGCACCCAAGCGAGCCUCGAUCAUGGCUCCAACAGCCUCUUACAUGGCAAAGAAGGCCGCUGAGCAUACUGAAAAUGUCGCCGCCGCAGCAGCCUCGAUUCCGUCCCGAAACAAGCGGUACUCCAACGUCAAGAGCAAAGUCAUGCAAGGGAUCCAGUCUGGAUCGAUGCACGCUGCCACUCACAAAACGAUCACAAAGGAAGAAUUUAUCGCAGCAGAGCGCCGAAAGAGUCUUGGUUCCGCUGGAGUGAGAAGUGUACUUGAAUCAUUUGACCGCCGUGCCUCUCUUUCUGCACGAGUGACGAUCGAUGGACCACCGGAGCCGUUCCUGCGGUCGGCAGUGUCCCAAAAGAAGCUCAACUCGACAGUUCCCAGAUACUUGGACUACGAGAAUGCACCAGGCUACGCUGAGCGUGCCCAGAAGCAGUACGAGCGUCGCAAGCGCUUGGAAGAGGAGAACGCAGCCAAAUCGGAGAGGCGUCAGAAGGAGCUGCGCGUGUUUUUCGCUGAACGGCAGCAGAAGGCACUCAAGUUUAGUGCUGAGGAAGUUCGCCGCGGCUUGGAAGCUCAUGAGUUUGCGAGACUAGCAAAGGAGAGCGAGCUGGAGAUUCAGAAAACACUGCGGAAGGAGAAACAGCGAGAGCGCGCUGCCCGUUCCCACACUCGAGGGUCUUCGACUGCCUCCAGCGCGGGUGCGUCAUCGUCGAACGGGGUAACUUCGCAGGCGUCCAAGAAAUCGUCGAAGUCAUCAGUGUCUUCGACCGUUGUAGAGAAGGAGGUCCUGCCAGCUGACGAACCGGUUGCUACUGUGGAGGCUUCGGUUCAGGAUGACGUCGCUAUUGAAGUCCAGGAGGCGGUCGUCGAGGCGACCAAAGUGGAAGAGCAGACGACUUUUGUUUCUGCUGUUGAGAAUGACCUAGCGCUCGAGCAGGUGGCCAAGAAGAUUAACUUCGACGAAGCCAGCAGUGACAGCGAUGAGAAGGACACUUCGACGGUGUAGAUUUGCGGUAGCGCGCGCGGUACAAAUGGGGUUGUUCAAGAUACUUUGCGCAUGUCGUAACGUAGCGUAAUGGAGACAAUGCAAGUGCAUUGAAUGUUGCCUUUUG